Messenger RNA from Psylliodes chrysocephalus, 478 nucleotides. NCBI's taxonomy places the organism in Eukaryota, Metazoa, Arthropoda, Insecta, Coleoptera, Chrysomelidae. The record is from the annotation of a GenBank genome assembly.
UGACAAUAAGGAAAACGGUGCUAGGUGGUUCAAAUCGAUCAAAAUUGUAUUUUAAAAUUUCUAAAUAUGGCAGGCGAUCCUACGAAGGAGGAAUUGGAAAUUUUAAAAAUAAACGCUAAAAGGAGAGAGUUUUUAAGACAAGUUUUCAUAAGAGAGAAGUCAAAUCCGUUCAAACAUAUGUCUGAAGAAGGAGGAGCGGUGUUUGAUCCAGCCAUUCAAAGAUAUCAUGCAAUGAAAGAGAGCGCUUUCGAACACUUCAAACCAACGCUUAAAAGUAGUUUUUUUGGAUUGGCUUUUAUGAUAAUUCCGAUUUCGCUAUAUUGUUACGUCAUCUAUAAUCAAAGAAAUAGACGAGAGGAAAAACUAAGAAGAGGAGAAGUUGCCUAUAAGGAUAGAAACUUUAAAUUGAUUUGACUAAAAAAAUGUUUAUAGAGAUAUUGUAUUAGUAAAAAGAUAAAAAUUAAUAUAAAAUUUAUUU